AAAUUUUUCAUUUUAUUUUUCGCGCAAGUGAAUUAAUUGUGCAGCGACGACAGUGACUUUAGUAUUUAAAUUUUUAAAAAAUAUAUAAAUAAAUAAAAUAUAUAUAUAAUAUGAUAUGCUCGUAGCCGAGGUUAUGGUCAAGAUAAACUGUCUGUCGAACGGAGGCUGGUGAUAAGCCGACGGAAUCCUCACCACACAAUUCAACGUUUAUAUUUUACAUGAGUACGCGAUUGACACUGGGCCAGAUCGGACGUGUCUCUUCAAAACAGUCGGAUUCACCUAUUUUAAUAAUAAAGAAAUAAAAAAAUCAUCAUUAUAUAAGUUUUAAAAAAAUUUUUUAAAAUGCUUACGUGGAUUGAAAAAAAUAGAUUUGAUUCAAUGAUGAAAAAAAGUAGAAAAAAGGAAUUUAAAAAGUGAGAGAAAAACUCUUUAUUAAAAAUACCAUAUAAACAAAUUUUUUUUUCAUUUAUUUUUUAUUAUUUUAAUUUUUAUCUAUAUUUAAAAUUUAUUUAUUUGAUAACAUAUGGUAUAAUUAUUAUCAUUAACGUUUUAAAAAAAUAUAAAUAAAUAAUUAACAAGUGAUUGUGUUGUUGAAAAAAAAAAAAGACAAAUAAUUAAAAAUCAAGUGAAAUUUUGUGUUGAAAAAAAUAAGAUAUAAUUGUUUAUUAAAAAAAAAACAAUAAUAUUAAUUAAAUAAAAAAACAAAAAAUCAAGACUGGAGCUGUAUUUGCCAUAUGCACCAUUGCCGGGAGGUCGUGGUAUCCUCCCGGCGGUGCAAAAUGGAGUAGGUGGUGGUGGAGGUGGUGGUGGUGGUAGUUGUAGACCAGUUUUACUUGGUGGUGUUGAUUUAUCAAUGUCAUCAUCAAUACAACAAUCAUCAAAUGGACAACAAAUACAUAAUUCUCAUCAUUCUGUUGGUGGUUUACCUUCAUUGACAUCUGGAUCUAUUAUUAUGCCAAGACCACCAUUACCAUCAUCAUUACCUCCAACAUUAUCACAACAACAACAACAACCACCAGCACCGCCACCACCGCCACUACCACUACCAUUACCACCACCAUCAUCAUCAUCAUCUUUAUCAUUAUCAUCUGUACCUGCAAAUAUUUCAAUACUUGGCAAUAAUAUACAGCCACCACCAUCACAUCGUCAUGACAACAAUGAUAUGUCUGAUGUACCACCAAAUUCUGAUGUUUUACUUGCACUACUUGCCAGAAAUAAAAACCUUGAGGCAUCAAUUCCAAAAUGUGGUGGAUGUCAAGAGGCAAUAUUAGAUAGAUAUGUGCUGAGGGUACUUGAAAGGUGUUGGCAUGCAAGAUGUCUAACAUGUCGUGAUUGUGGUGCACGUUUAACUGACAAAUGUUUUGCUCGAAAUGGUCAUGUUUUUUGCAAGGAUGAUUUUUUCAAACGUUUUGGAACAAAAUGUGCUGGCUGUGGCCAAGGAUUGGCCCCAUCACAGGUCGUUAGAAGAGCCCAAGAAUUAGUAUAUCAUCUAACAUGUUUUUCAUGUGCAUUAUGCUCACGACAACUUGAUACUGGUGAUGAAUUUUAUCUAAUGGAAGAUCGUAAACUUGUUUGUAAACCAGAUUAUGAAGCAAAAGCUAAAGAAAUGGCAGAUGGUGGUAGUAUUGAUGGUGAUCAACCAAAUAAAAGACCACGUACAACAAUAACAGCAAAACAAUUAGAAACAUUAAAACUUGCAUAUAAUAAUAGUCCAAAACCAGCAAGACAUGUUAGAGAACAAUUAUCACAAGAUACUGGUCUAGACAUGCGUGUUGUCCAAGUUUGGUUUCAAAACAGGAGAGCAAAGGAGAAGAGACUGAAAAAAGAUGCAGGAAGAACAAGAUGGUCACAAUAUUUCCGCAAUAUGAAAGGUUCUGGUGGACAUUCACCAAGACAUGAUAAACUUCUAGACAAAGAUGAGCUCAAGGUUGACCUUGAUUCCUCCUUUGGCCAUCAUGAUUUGAGUAAUGAUAGUUAUGGAACAGUUGUUAAUAUGGGCUUAGAAGGUGAUGGUUCAAGUCCUGGUGGUGGUGGUAUUGGCAAUGGUAUUGGUGGACCACCAAGAAGUUACCUUGGUGCAUCAACACCCCCUUAUUUAUCAACGUCCAGAUCACCGUCCUUACCACCACAAUUUCCAUAUCCAUCAGACAAUGGACUUUCUGUCUACACUACACUUGGUGGACCCGGUGGCAUGGUACCAGGACCAGCAUCAGACCUAAGCAAUGAAUCAAGUGGCGGUGGUGGAGGUGGAGGUGGUGGUGGCGGUUAUCCUGAUUUUCCACCAUCACCUGAUUCUUGGCUUGGUGCCACCUCAACAUCCUCAUCAUCAUCCACACUAUUCAACAUAACCCAUCCGAAAAAUUUAUCAAACAACGAGUAUCGUCUAGAAAAAAAAAUACUUAUAUUUAACGAAACAACGCCACAAUCAUCAAGAAAUUAUUAAUUAUUUCUCUAGAUGGUUAUCGACCGUCCCUAGACAACAAAAAUAAAAAAGAUAAACAAGAGAAAAAUAAGUUAAAUCGUUAUCUUGUUGAGCUAUAUUACGUAAAAAUAAUAAGCAUUAAUCACAUUGAUAUUAUAAUUAAUAUAAAUAUAUAAAUAGUAUAUAUAUUUAUGUACAAGUUCCUCGAUUUUAUGUUACAGUUAUUGUGAUUUUAAAAAUUAUUAUAUGUAAAAAACAAAAAUAAGGAACAACAGUUAGUCUUGAUAA
Aphidius gifuensis is the source of this 2710-nucleotide messenger RNA. RefSeq names its product LIM/homeobox protein Lhx3 (gene Lim3). Gene Ontology annotation, biological process: regulation of transcription by RNA polymerase II; neuron differentiation. The record is from RefSeq and is a predicted model, not a curated record. Gene Ontology annotation, molecular function: DNA-binding transcription factor activity, RNA polymerase II-specific; RNA polymerase II transcription regulatory region sequence-specific DNA binding. Gene Ontology annotation, cellular component: nucleus. NCBI's taxonomy places the organism in Eukaryota, Metazoa, Arthropoda, Insecta, Hymenoptera, Braconidae.